UGUAAAGCUGACCUUAUCUCUUUGAAAUAUUUACAGUCAGCAUCAUUAUAUCGUUGAAACUAAUGAUUUGAUUAAGACAAAUUGACCUAAGAUGGAUUUGGUCUAUAUGUCCUGACGUAUUCAAAUACAUUAACAGCCUCGGGUUUCAAGUUUUAAGUUUCGAGCGAUUCUGAUGAAGGUUAAUUUCGAAAAGCUCUUCGGAUGUACCAAUUUUAUGAAGUGUUCUUUACAUUUCCGAGCACUGGGUCAAUACCGCUGCUGGUGGACUGUUAGACUCCAGAGGUAUAAUGAACUCAGUACGAAGUGUUUCGGUAUUGACAAUAUUUAUAACAUACCUUAUCUAAAUUCUCCGUUGUUAUAUUUAGACAUUAAUAGGAAACUAAGAUUUGAACUCCUUCAGGCGAAGUUGACCUCAGAUGGAUUUGGAUACUAGUAUUCCUUUUUAAUCUAUUUUAUCAUAUAGCUCCCGACGUAUUUAAAUACUUAUACAUCAUUUGCGUUGUGUCCCAAAUCGAUACAGACACAUUUCCGGAUUUGAUGCCUUAACCAGGAAACAUUUAAGGGUACGACAACUAUGCAGAUAAUGUAUCAAGUUUUAACACUCCUGGCAUUUACCAUCAGCUUAGCGGUUUGUGAAAACAAGAUGAAAUUACCUGGUCAAGAAGAAGAACGCUGUAACUGUUUGAGAGUUGGUAGAAAAAAGUUAAAUGUGGAUUGCUCGUUUAGUUAUAUGUCGAAAAUUCCAGUAUUGCAGUACGAUGUGACUUUUCUCAAUCUUCAGUUCAAUUCUAUAGAAAUUAUUUCCAGCGGGGUAUUAGGAAAUCUUUCUCAGUUGUCUGAAUUAGAUAUUUCGUAUAACAAGUUAUCACGGAUUGAACCAGGUGCUUUUGCAGGUCUUUGUAGUUUGAAGAAAUUGAUUCUUCAAAACAAUGCUUUGAAAUACAACACUGUUUCGUUUCCAUUAGGCAUUUUCAAACCGUUGAAAUCACUCAACUACUUAAACAUAAAAUUCAAUGACCCUUCAAAUAGUGAAAACUUUCCAAGCAGUGUCCUUUCAGACCUUGCAGAGCUAACUGACCUCGAGCUUGAUGUUUUUGAAUCUCAAGAUUCUAUGGUGUUUCCUGAAGUCUUCAUGUCAUUAAAGAGACUGCAGAGACUGGUGGUUGGUAAUUGUACAAUGAACACUAUGAAUAAUACAUUCACUUAUUUACCGUAUCUUCAUUAUAUAGAUAUGUCUUCAUGUACUAUAAGCAAUUAUCAAAAAGGGACAUUGUACAAGAAGAAUCUGACUUUUUUAAGUAUGCCAGGCAAGGGCUGGAAACUUUUCACUUAUGAUCAAAAUGUUAUACAUGAUUUAAACUCAACAAAUUUGACCAUUUUAGUUAUGAAACACAGUACGUUUUCAUUAGAGAGUGCAUUUCAUUACACAUAUUUGAUUCAUUCAGGUUUGAGAGAGUUGUACAUAAACAAUAACAACCUCAGAAAAAUAAUAAAUCGAGGUGAACCAGUAGAAUUCUGUCUCCCUUCUACACUUGAGAUUUUAGAUCUCUCAAACAACAAAUUAAGACAAUUUUGUGUCAAUCUCCGAAACGUUACAGUUCUGAGUCUACGCAACAUUUUUCUUGGUCCAUUCUUAGAGCAGAAUCUGUGCAACCUAAGAAGAAUAGAUUUAUCUUUCAACAGAAUUGAACAUUUUAGUUUUUCUACAUUCCGGCAACAAAUUAAUUUAAAGUUUAUCAACCUGAGCUAUAACAAUAUAUUAGAUAUAUCAUUUGACGUUUCUUAUAUAAAUUAUUCUACAAUUUUGGAUUUGUCCAGUACUAACAUAAGCUUUCUCGAUCCGACUAUUAUGAGCAAUUUCAGUGAAUUGAUGCACAGUUACGGAUUAAAACUGAAUUUAUCGAACAAUAUCUUUGAGUGUAAGUGUAAAGGAAUUUUGUUUCUGGUAUGGAUAUGUAAUAAUUCUAAUCACCUGGUAAAUAGUGAAAAUUAUGAAUGUGAAUUUGACGAUGGCUCCGUUACGGAACUCUUACAGUUAAGAGAUAUCAUUUUCAGUUUGCAAAUAAACUGUAUGUCAUACAAUCUCCUUGCCGCCUCUCUUUCUAUCAUUAUUUUAUUGGCUUUUGCUAUUCAAGGAGCAAGACUCGUAUUCAAAUACCGUUGGAGAUUACUUUAUAUGUAUUACAGAAAAAGGAGAAUAUUCAGUAAUGAGCAAUCAGUAGAAAAGUACAAGUUCAAUGCAUUUAUCGCAUAUUCAAAAAAUGAUAGGGAUUUUGUUCUAAAUGAUUGUAUUCAAAAUCUGGAGGGUGAUGGGGAGUUGAAACUGUGCAUACAUCAUCGCGAUUUUCUACCAGGUGAGGAAAUAACUGCAAAUAUUACAAACGCGAUUCACGAAAGUAAAAAGACCAUUUGUAUAAUAAGUAAAUCAUUUUUCCAGUCAUACUACUGUAUGUUUGAGUACAACAUGGCAUUGACGGAAGGAAUUUAUGAAAGAGAAGAGCAGAACGUCCUGAUUCUAGUUUUCUACGAACAAAUUAUGCCUCGAGAUUUACCAUUAGUCAUACAAGAGCAAAUACGACAAAGGUCUUAUAUUUUGUAUCGUAACGAUGGAAGAGGAAACGUAGACUUCUGGAAGAGAGUAAAAGAAGCUAUAAUGUGAUGCUAAACAACAAAACACUGAAUAUGGAACUUCAGGGAAAAUUAUAAAUCACUUGUUGGUAGGGAAAGGAAGACUUUUGGAAAAUAUACCAUUGAGGCUAAGAUGUGAUAAAUCGGCUAUUUAUUUACCGUGGUUUCUUUUUCUACAAACGCUUCUUAAAGCUGUCGCUGAAAUGGACUCACUAAAUUAUAUUCAAUUGUUUCCUUUGUGUGCUUAAUUUCAUUGUUUGAAUUGGCUAAUUUACUGAUUUUUGUUCAUUAAUGGAAUUAAUUCAAAAACUUA
Molecule: messenger RNA, 2941 nt
Organism: Mytilus californianus (California mussel)
Lineage: Eukaryota; Metazoa; Mollusca; Bivalvia; Mytilida; Mytilidae
Product: toll-like receptor 4
Exons: 2
Coding region: 575-2659 (694 amino acids)
Biological process (GO): immune response; toll-like receptor signaling pathway; inflammatory response
Cellular component (GO): membrane
Molecular function (GO): protein binding; transmembrane signaling receptor activity
Source: RefSeq, a predicted model, not a curated record